UAAUGGCUGAGAGCUUGUAAUGACCUCGGUCAAAUUUUUUUAAAAGUAAGUGAACUACAUCACGUACGUAAUACGGAGGAUACCAUUGGUAAGUGAUUGAGAAUACGUCCUACUUACACACAGACACAAUUUUUAAUGAAGUUUGGAAGAGGAAUUGACUUGAAUACCAGUUUUACUCGUCGUUAUUGUUCGACAAGAUGCGAUUAACUACGGUGUUACUUGUUUCCAUCGUUCUUAUGGCGAUGGUAGAAUUAUCAGAAACAAGAGGACGUGGUGGUGGAGGCAGAUCAGGAGGCUCAAGAGGCUCCAGAUCCUCCAGAUCCAGUCGAUCGAGAUCUAGGUCAAGAGGGUCUAGCUCAAAACCUAAAAUCACCAAAUACACACCGAUCAAAGCCACCUCAGUUCGCUCCCCGGUGAUUGUCAAACAAACUAAACUGGGUUCGCGUUCAAGCACGUUCAAGAGAGCUGUCGCUGCCUAUUUGGUGACCCGCUACGCGUUCAGCAGCGCCCCAGUGUAUCGGCAGGGAUAUCCAAUGUAUAGGAGUUAUGUCUCCAUCCCGAAAAAAAGAGCUGUGAGAGUAACACUUGAGAAAGAAAGACUGCUGGAUGACUCAGGAAAUUUGUGUUUGAAUGAACUUGCCGGGAGUCAAACUACGAAGGAAGGAAUCGAUGACAAUUUGGUCGACUUGAAAACUACAGUGAAGUACAAAAAUGGAGAAACGAAAACACUACACGGAGUCGACAAGACACUAUCGCUGGAAGACAUCAAGGAUCAAGACUUCGAAGUUGUAACCCUCGCCAGUUACAACAUCACGAUUGUGACGGCAACAACUUGUACACAGGUUGAGAAGACCGUGGAAGGUACGAUGGUUACGUUGUACGAAACAAACCCGAACGGCUCGAGUCGACUGAACAUUGACAACAACCUACUGUCAGUUGUUAUUACGUUGUUUAUGUCUAUGAAUUUACAUGUACUUUGUCACUGAAACAAGAGAACUUAUGUUUCGCGGGCAUGAAUAUAUUUAAGGCCCGACUCUGAGUCGUUUUAGCCCGAAAAUGUGAUAAUGAUAAUGGUAGUUAUUGUCGAAAAAACAAUUUAUUUGGUUUUUAGACUGCUGAAAUAUUGAGCACAGGUUGGAUCACGCAACAAACACAUUGAUUCUUAACGACCCUCCAACUGAGCACGUUGUGGGGUAUUAUUAUGAUGAUUUACAUUCGGCAUUUACCUUGUUUUUGCUUCGAUUCGAAUGAUCACAUCAAAUUUGUUUCAUUUGAAAAACCUUUUCAUUUCGUAAUUGAAGUUCAUACGGACUCUCCUUUUUCCGCGGACGACUGACUUGAAAUACUAUCUUCCCUCGGGAGAUAGACUACGUGCGAUUGAUUACAACUUCGAGAAGGUUGAUCUAUGUUUCAACAAAGCUUGAGUCGUGGUUAGUUUAAGCCUCAAACCGCCACCUUUCAUGAAUUUCUUAUAUUGUGAUUAUAAUUUUUUAUAAUUUAUUUUUCAAAAAGCGAUGCGGUCGAAUUAAAAAGCAAAUGUUAAUAGGCAACAUGAAAACAGCACGCGAACAGGAGUGAAAAAAAAAAAAAA
Molecule: messenger RNA, 1591 nt
Organism: Stylophora pistillata
Lineage: Eukaryota; Metazoa; Cnidaria; Anthozoa; Scleractinia; Pocilloporidae
Source: RefSeq, a predicted model, not a curated record